This is a messenger RNA of Dermatophagoides pteronyssinus (European house dust mite), 4861 nucleotides long. It is a transcript of the gene pds5, whose product is annotated as cohesin associated factor B pds5. Gene Ontology annotation, cellular component: chromatin; nucleus. The record is from RefSeq and is a predicted model, not a curated record. Gene Ontology annotation, biological process: DNA repair; mitotic sister chromatid cohesion. Lineage: Eukaryota; Metazoa; Arthropoda; Arachnida; Sarcoptiformes; Pyroglyphidae.
AAUGGAUCAGAAUUUAAAAUAUUCAUUGUUUAUUUUGAUUUGAGAAUCAUAAAAAUAUUUAAAUCACCUUCAUUACGUAAUUCUGACACAAACAUCAAUCACGACGACAAUGUCAGCCGCAUUACGUAGUUCGGACCUUAAAUAUCCUCCAGGGUGUCGUGAGAUCACAGAAGAAUUGCCCACAGAUGAUCUCAUCAGAAGGCUCAAGGAUAUUGCCAUGGCAUUUCAACAAAUGUCACAGGAAGAGAAUAAUAAAAUCUACAUUCCAUUGGCACUAUAUCUGGCCAGUGACUUUUUUCUUGAACAUUCAUCACGCGAUGUUCGAUUGUUGGUCGCCUGUUCCAUUGCUGAUGUAUUUCGUGUGUUUGCACCAAAUGCUCCAUAUGAUCGAGCAGAUAUAAUCAAAAGAAUAUUCAUGUUUUUCAUUCAACAGUUAAAAGGGCUACAAGAUCCGAAAGAUGCUACAUUUAAACGUUAUUUCUAUCUUCUCGAAAAUCUUGCCUGGGUUAAAUCAUUCAAUAUUUGUAUCGAACUGGAAGAUUCUCAACAAAUUUUUUGCGAACUAUUCUCACUAAUGUUCAAGAUUGUAAAUGAGAAUCAUAGUGAAAAAGUCAAAAAUUUUAUGUUAGACGUUUUGAAACCGUUGAUAAUUGAAUCGGAUACAGUUUCGACGAAAUUGUUGCAGAUAAUCUUGAUGCAGAUUAUCGAUCCAAAAAAAUCGACUAACAAACAGGCCUAUUGGUUAGCAUCCCAAAUCCUUGAUAAGACAAGUAGCACAUUGGAACCUUAUAUAUCGUCAUUUUUCUCUAAAGCGAUAACACGUGGUGUAAACGAAAAUGGUGACGUUUCAGACGGUGAAAAUGAGGACGAAGAAAUGACUGAAUUGAAGCAAAAAUUUCGCAAGAAUAAAUCCAAUUCAAACCCGAUCGAAGUAGCUCAGAUAUGUGAUUUAAUUUAUGAAUUGAAUCAAAUCUGUCCAAAUAUUGUCAACGGCCUUUUGCCACAUAUCGAAUUCAAAUUGAAAACAAACGAAGAAAAAGAGCGUUGUGAAUACACUAAACUUCUGGCUCGUCUAUUUUCUGAUCGUAAUUCAGAUUUGGCCAAAAAUUUUCCCGAAGCUUGGAAACAAUUUCUUGGACGUUUUAGGGAUAUCAGCGUUUCGGUACGAGUUCGCUGCUGUCAAUAUUCUAUGCAUUUUCUUGUGCAUCAUAAAGAUUUGCGACAAGAUAUAACUGAACAGUUGCGACAACGACAGCAUGAUGCUGAUGAAAAUGUUCGCUAUGAAGUUGUCAUGGCUAUUGUUAGUGCCGGUAAAAAAGGAAUUGAAAAUAUUAAUGAAGAUUUGUUAGGUUUCGUCAAAGAACGUACCCUGGACAAAAAAUUCAAAAUUCGUCGUGAAGCGUUGUUGGGUAUGGCGCAGUUAUAUAAACAAUACAAUUAUCAUAUAUCCACAUCGGCUGCUGCACACCAAUCAGAUCCUGAAUCUACAGAAGCUGCACAGGCUUCAUUGCGAAUGCUGAGCUGGAUCAAGAAUAAGUGUAUGCACAAUUAUUAUCAAGCACAAUUGGAAGACAAAUUAUUGGUCGAACGAAUCGUUCACACCUGUUUGGUUCCUUUUUCGUUAAAUCUUUCUCAACGGAUGAAGGCACUGUACAUGUUUUAUUGUUCGAUUGAUGCUCGCGCUUCUCGUGCAUUCAAUGAACUUCUUCGUCAACAACAAGCUGUUCGUCGACAGAUGAAAGAUGUUAUGGACAUUAUUUGCCGAACGGAAAAAAUUGAAGAUAAAGAUAUGAUCUUGAAGCAAAAAGUUUCAUUGGUUGCAAAAAAUCUCACCGAACCUGUAAAAGCAGAGGAAUAUAUAAAUAAAUUGUGCCAGAAUCUUGAAACAAACGUAACAGCUAAACAACACAUGAAUAUGAUCGUUACAUCGGCUUCAUUUAUACAAUUGACUGAAGAUGGAAAAUAUGUACCACCAGCAUCUUCGGCCACAAUCGAAAAUUCCGUCCGCGAGAUCCUCAAAUCUCUUGGAUUUCCCGUUCAGACAAAUUCAUUCUAUAUGAUUAUUAAACAACUAAUGGAACGAAUUGCCCCGAUCAUGAUUGAUCAUCAAGGAUUACUGAUGAUAUUCAACUAUGUUUCCGAUUCAUUGAUUGGCGAUGGAGAAUUGGAUGGCCAGAUGGGCUUGCAUAAUUCUGCUAUUCGUGGAUUACAACUGAUUGAAAUUUUAUCGGUCGUUUUUCCUGCUUUAUUCUAUGGCCGAGAUAUUUUCAACACUUAUCUAUUGCCAUUUUUAUGGCAAUGCGAUGGAAAUCCUGAAGUGGCCGAAAUUGUUUUACAAAUUUUGACCAAUAUAGGUGCAACUGCUUUUUCUGAUUCAGAUACUAUGGAAAAUACAAUCAUUCCUUGGUGGGCAGAAAACGAAGAUUUCGUCACUCGUUUAAUCGAUAAAUUUAUCCUCAACGCUUCGACAACAAAACAAGCCAAAUAUGCUAUCAAAUGUUUGAAUUCGAUCAUAUUGGAUGAGAAUGAAAAGAUUAAGAUUUAUGGCGAUAUUAUCGACAAGAUCAAAGAGGCCGGUCUUUCUUUAGAAUCUACACCAUAUUUUCGUUUUCAUUUAGUUGCACUUGGUAUGAUCGCUGUAAAUGGUGGUCAUUUAUUUUUUCCGAAAAUGUUACGUUCUAUUGUUCAGAAAUUUAUCGUACAAGGAUUGUUACUAAAAGAUAUACGAACAGAAUUGGAAAUCGAAACACUGCAAAAGUCUGAGGACGAAAAAGAUCAUAAUAAUGAUCUUAAUUCAAUUUAUGAAUUUCUAAGCGAUGAAGUUAAAGCUAAACAUGAAGGUAUCAAAUUACUGGUUCGAUGGAUUUUUGGUCUGAAAUUAAAUUCAAUUUUGGUCAUACAAGAAAAUCAGGCAGAUGCAAACAGUACCUAUCAGAAAGCUGCGUCCAAUGCUUUUCAAUUAUUGAAGACGAUUAUUAAAAAUGGUGGCGAUUUGAACGAGAAUGACCGUGCCGGUACCGUUGUGGAGAAAUCAUUUCUCAAACUUACGGCUGCAUUGGCCAUGAUAAAGAUUGCUUCUAAUGAUGCACUUUCAUCAAUUUCUUCGAAUAAUGAGCCUGUGUUUCAAAAGUCGACAUCAACAUUGGAUAUAAUGUCCGUUCAUCAAUGGCAUUGUUUGGCAACUGUUUUACUUGAUCCCCAGGAAUUUGUUCGCGAAAAGUUUCUUAGCAAAUUAAACAAAGGUCUUAUGUCAUUGAAUUUGGGACUUGAAUUUUUGGCUUAUUUUUCACUGGGUGGAAUAUUUGAAAAUAAUGUGUUCAGGAAUAAGAUGAAAACCUUUUUACAUUUGAAUAUGGUAAAACGGCGUGAUAUUGUUAAAUCACGAUUGACCCCAAAUUUGAAAAGCGUUGUACCUGAAUGUGUCAUGCCAUUUGUCAUACAUCUAUUGGCUAAUAUGCCAUUCUUCACUCAGCACGAUGAUAUUGAUCAAUUGGAAAAACUUAAAGAAUGUCUUUGGUUUGUUUUGGAACCAUUGGUAUUGAAAAACGAACUUUAUUCGUUUUCAUUUUUUAAAAAAACAUUCGAAAAUAUAAAACAGUGCGUAGAUCGUGUGACCGCUUCACAGGUGAAAGCAUCUAAUAAUGAUCCUAACGUUGUUAAAUUGGCCACAAUUGUCAAUCAUAAAAUAUAUGCAGUAGCUGAUCUGGCAAUGGGCCUAGUCAUAUGUAAAACGCAAAAUUUUCUGCUCAAAGAAUUUCCUGUGCCACCUAGUUUGCCAGGAAAAUAUUUUACCGCCUCUUCUAAUGCUGACAAUUUAACAAAAAAUUAUCUGCCCGUUGAAAUGCAAUUUCAACCACCGAAACGUUGUGGUCUUGAAACAGAAAUGUUAGGCCGUUUAUCGAAAUCAUUUUCACAGUCAAAUUCUGGUAAAAAUAAAAAGAGCGGAAAAUCAGCAAAAAAUCAACAUCAACAACAACAUUCUUUGAAUAACGAUAAUCUUAUUGAUGAGUCAAGUUUGGUCGAUCAAAAUGAUAAUUCCAACAAUUCAUUGAUUCAACAACAAUCGAAUACGACUGGUUCUAGAACACGAAAACAGCAAAUUGUAAUGUGUUCGGAUAAUGAAAAUGAUUCCAAUCAAUCAGUACCGUCAACAAGUAAUGCAGUUAAUAAUAACGAUAUAAAUGUGACUGCCAGCGUCGAUAUUGAUGAUAUUGAAAAAGAAAAGUCAGAUGACCAUACUUUGAUCAAUGAAAAAUCAGAAUAUGAUUUCGAUGAUGGUGACGAUCAACAACAACAGCCACAACAAAUUAAUCGAACUUCUUCAAACACUGUAGAAUCUGUUGGUGAUUCUGCCUCCAGUGGAGGACAAAAACGUGGUCGUGGUCGUCCUCCAUCCAAACCUGUACCUUCAUCAACUGCGGUAGUGAAUAAAAACGAUACUCCCAAUCAAGCAUCAUCACCUUCAAAUCGCGAUGGAUCACCACCACGCAAAUCAGCUCGUAUAGCUCACAAAUCACCUCGUCGAUCCCCAUCUCCUGAGCCAUCCAUCGAAUUGUCAUUAUCUUCCUCUCCUUCAACUGUAACCGUUGCGACAAAAUCAAGCGGUCGUCCACCCUCGCCCCAAGCCACAUCAACUCCAAUUCCUACUCGACAAACAACACGUACAAGCGGCCGUCUGGCCGGAAAAAAAUAGCCCAUACAUUGCACUUCAAAACAAGUCAUCAUUAUCAUUGAAUCAUUCAUUCAUCUUUUAUUUCAUUUUGCUUUUAGCAGGAAAUAAUUUUUUGGUAGCAAAAUAUCUUUUCCUGAUCCCACCAUGGAAUGAGCAGCCAAUUGAUUCAUAAAUUCUUCUCAUCAUUAU